AUGGAAAAGAUGACCCAGAUGUUCCAAUCGCUGAAACAAUACGACAUUGUGUAUCAUCGAGGUGUACAUUCCCCGACUACCCAGGACUUUGCCGUCGAGGUCGUGGCCGUUAUUCUCCCACCAACGGGAAAUGACUUUGCAUUCUCAAAGAACAAUGUUGACAUGACUGGGAGACUUGCAGCCGGCGCCCUCGAUGACUUUGGUGCCUUCGUGAGAUCAUUUGUGUCGACGGUCCCAUAUGACCAUGCAACAUUUGUUACUGGAUAUGACCUUGUGCUGGGUGAUGCUGAUCUUUUAGGCUACUCGUAUGCAGAUACCAUGUGCAAACAGUCAUCCUUCUCUUCCGGGUACCACACGUCCGUCAUAGAGUUCACGUCCACUAUCUCUCGAACAUGGGCGCAUGAACUCGGACAUGGAUUGGGAAUGCUACACGACCAGGAUGUUGGUUGCGGCGACCAGACCUACAUUAUGUCUGCAGGUUCCAUCAGUCAACUGUCUGACACGGCCGCAUAUUCGAAGACAUUUUCUGCUUGCUCAUAUCUGAGUUUACAGAGGUACACGAAUCGGACCACCACCACCAACAACAACAUCAACAACUAUCAUACCGACUUCAACAUCAACUCCAACAACAGCGUCAGUACAAACAACUAUAACUCCAACUGCGACAACAGCAACAUCAAUACAAACAACUAUAACUCCAACUGUGACAACAGCAACAUCAAUACAAACAACUAUAACUCCAAGUGCGACAACAGCAACUUCAAUACAAACAACUAUAACUCCAACUGCGACAACAGCAACAUCAGUACAAACAACUACAACUCCAACUGA
Molecule: messenger RNA, 831 nt
Organism: Dreissena polymorpha
Lineage: Eukaryota; Metazoa; Mollusca; Bivalvia; Myida; Dreissenidae
Product: probable serine/threonine-protein kinase ifkA
Exons: 7
Coding region: 1-831 (276 amino acids)
Biological process (GO): proteolysis
Molecular function (GO): metalloendopeptidase activity
Source: RefSeq, a predicted model, not a curated record